GCUUGGACCUCUUCUCUUCUGCCUCUUUAUUUCGGUUUCGCCAAGUACUAUCUUUACCAUUCUAUCCCUCUUCUCUCUGCAUCUGCAAUUUAGGGUUUUUCCAAAUUGAAAUGUGUAGACGUAAUGGAUUACUCUGAACCAUCCAAUUUUCUCACAGACACUGCUGAUACAAACCCUAAAUUUGGGUUUCAAUCGUCUCUACCCUCUUCCAAUGCCGAUCCAGGUUCUGAUCAGACUUUGGAACUACGCAAAGAGCUAGAGAAGAAGCAGCUUUAUUUGAAAGAGGGCAAGGGAGAGAAUGAGGAGGCUGAGCCUGAUAUGGUGGUGGUGGAGAAAGUAUAUGAAGAGCUAGAGAAGCAGCUCCAUUUGAAAGAGGUUGAGGAGGACAACCAUUCGAUUGAAUGGAACCAAAAUGACGACUUUAACUGUGGAGAAAGCCAUGAUGGAGAAGAAGGACUCAACAAGUACGAUAAAGAGGAUGAUGGUAAUGAUGAUGAGAAGUAUGAUGAUGAAGUGGAGAAGAGGGACGAGAGAAGUAAUGGUAACAGGAGGCAUCACUAUCCAGUGAGACCCGAAGCUGAAGAUUGUUCAUACUACAUGAAAACUGGGACUUGCAAAUUUGGAUCAAACUGCAAGUUCAAUCACCCUGUAAGAAGGAAAAACCAGGCUACCAAGGAGAAGCUGAAGGAAAGAGAGGAAGCAAUAGAGAGGCCGGGCCAAACAGAAUGCAAGUAUUACUUGAGGACAGGUGGUUGUAAGUAUGGAAAAGCUUGUAGAUACAAUCACUCAAGAGCCAAAACUCCGGUGCUCCCUGCAAAAGCAGCAGUGUUCCCAGUUUUAGACCUUAACUUUUUGGGUCUGCCAAUCCGACCGGGAGAGAAAGAGUGCCCGUACUAUAUGCGUAAUGGCUCCUGCAAGUAUGGAGCUAACUGCCGGUUUAAUCAUCCAGAUCCUACAGCUGCAGGAGGAACUGACCCUCCUUCAGGAUUCGGUAAUGGUGGGACUGCUGCUUUGCAGAGUUCUCCGCAAUCAAGUGUAGCACCUUGGUCUUCUCCAAGAGGAUUAAGUGAGGCUGCUCCCUUUAUGCCGAUGAUGUUUCCACCAACUCAAGGGGUUCCUUCACAAAGUCCUGAAUGGAAUGGAUAUCAGGCUCCUAUAUAUCCACAGGAGAGGAGUAUGCAUCCAACUUCAGCUUUUGUCAUGAGCAAUACAGCUACAGAUACUAAUGUCUAUGUGCAUCAGCAGCAGACACCAUUCGAUGAAUUUCCAGAACGACCUGGUCAACCAGAGUGCAGCUAUUAUUUGAAAACUGGGGACUGUAAAUUCAGGUCUAACUGCAAAUAUCAUCAUCCAAAAAAUCAGAUCCCAAAGUCAUCUCCAUGCCCACUUAGUGACAAGGGCCUGCCAUUGAGACCUGGUCAGCACAUCUGUUCGUACUACAGCCGUUAUGGUAUUUGCAAGUUUGGCCCUGCCUGUAAAUUUGACCAUCCAAUACACCCAGCUGCAAUGACAGGGUCUGCUGAAGAUCAGGCCCAUCAGGAUCUGGCCAGGGAGGAGUCUAGGAUUUCCGAAACUGGAAAUGAAACUGACACUGCUAUUCAGCAGGCUGUGUAAAAUUUUUGCAUCAAUGAUCUAGCUUUUUAGGAUCAAGAGUACAGAGAAUUAUUAAGUUUAUCUGUGAAAGUGGAUCUUUGUUUGACCUUCAAUCUGGUUCAUCUGCCACAAGCUUUUGAAACUAGUGGCGUUAUAUAUUUAUAAUGCGUUGUGUUACUGCAACCAAAAAUGAAAAUCGGGAUUUGUAAAUUUCCA
Molecule: messenger RNA, 1809 nt
Organism: Manihot esculenta (cassava)
Lineage: Eukaryota; Viridiplantae; Streptophyta; Magnoliopsida; Malpighiales; Euphorbiaceae
Product: zinc finger CCCH domain-containing protein 43
Exons: 6
Coding region: 124-1614 (496 amino acids)
Molecular function (GO): metal ion binding; mRNA binding
Source: RefSeq, a predicted model, not a curated record